AAGAAUUUAUAUCAUUUUGGGAGGAGGUGACGUGACCGCCAUUGUUUCGAUUCUUUUCUUUUACAUCUUGGAACGUGGCCUUAAUAAUUUACGUUUUUUAAGGAAAUUAUAUUCAAUAUUUCUAAUUACAGAAAGAACUUUAAAGGAAUCUUAGGACCCCUUUGAGAUUGCUGCAUUUUUGUAAUAGUAUGUCAACAAUGAACCCAGAAUACGAUUAUUUGUUCAAACUCCUUUUAAUUGGAGAUUCUGGAGUUGGAAAAUCAUGUCUUCUCUUGCGAUUCGCAGACGACACUUACACCGAGAGUUACAUAAGUACUAUUGGGGUGGAUUUUAAAAUUCGGACAAUUGAACUCGAUGGUAAAACGAUAAAAUUACAAAUUUGGGAUACAGCGGGACAGGAGCGAUUUAGGACAAUAACUAGUUCUUACUAUCGAGGUGCGCACGGUAUAAUUGUUGUAUAUGAUUGCACGGAUCAAGAAACAUUCAAUAACGUUAAACAGUGGCUCGAAGAAAUUGAACGUUAUGCCUGUGAUAAUGUAAACAAGCUCUUGGUCGGCAACAAAUGCGAUUUGCAUACCAAAAAAGUUAUUGAAUUUUCAACAGCGAAGGAAUACGCAGAACAGCUUGAAAUUCCAUUUCUAGAAACAUCAGCAAAAAAUGCAAUGAAUGUGGAGCAAGCUUUCAUGACAAUGGCAGCAGAGAUUAAACAGCGAGUUGGUCCACCUUCAAGCGCUGUCAGCGACACGGCGAGCAAACUUAAACUUGAUCAAGGCCGUUCUGUUGAAACAUCUGGAAUCCAAGGCUCGAAAUCUGGAUGCUGCUGAAACGCAAAUUUAUGUAUUAUGAUAGGAGGUAACAUCGUGAAACAGCAACGUUUUUGUAUGAAAAUAUGCGUUUGAGAAGCGUUAGGUUACACUAAAAUCGACUUAAAAUGUCCGAUGCCGAAAAACACAAAACAUCAAUAAGGACCAUCAGUUUAUUAGUUGUACACAUUUUUUGUCCUUUCGAAAAUUUUUUGUAGUGGAGGAAGAAUGUAACUAUUAUUAUUACUAUUAUUAUUAUUAUUAUUAUUAUUAUUAUUAUUAUAUCGCGACUUGAUAUAGUACUGCUAUCCGGUCAUUUUCUAAAUUAGAAGCUGGCCAGUUAUGAGUGUGCGUUUAGGGACAAUUGUAGUUUAAUGAAUAAUUGAAGUUGUGUAUAAUUGUCAUGCGCGAGGUAACAGCAUCUCAAUUUCUUAGAAUAGGGAGGAAGUUAUGUAAUUAAAAAUAUUUCGGUCCUAUUCGCUGUGAGGCUCACACAUGCGCACUUUUAUUUUAUACUAAUUAUUAUUAUUUGAGAAAUAUUCUUGUUAUGUGGUUUAUAAUUCUACAUGAGAUUCAUUGAUUUCUAGAUUAUUUUUUUAAGAUUUGAUUCAUCAUUCAUUGUGAAUGAUUUCUUUACUGUAGUGAUUGUGUAGUGUGAACCUCAAGGCACUUGCAAUAUUAAGCUAUUUAAGAAAUUGAAAAUCCUUGUAUGAAUUAAUCAUUAAUUAAGAAUGUAUCAGAAAAUUUUUUCUCAACAUUUUUUUUUUCAAUUUAUUGGAUAUAAAAUUUAAUUUUUAAAAAAUUUUCUUAAACAAUGUUUUCUAAGCUCCUAAUUUUAUAAUCGAGUUAAAUUAUUUUUUAAAAAAUGUUUUAAAUUACUACGGUUUACCUAUAUCGGUGUUUCAUCUUAUUGAAGUUGGAACUAAGAAUAUUUUCAAAAUUUGUAAAUAUAAUUUUUCUUGUUUUGAAAAACAUACGAUCAGAAACAUUAAUUGUUUUUUAAUAAAAAUAAUUAUUUAACUUUCUGUAAUUAAACAAUUGUAAAGAGAUAAUAAUUUGGUGAGAAAUUUUUUAUAUCACUAUAAACAUAAAUACCUUUGGAAUGGUAACCUACUGUAUUUAUCAUUAUUUUUUAAAUAAUAAUUCUUCUUAACUUCACAUUAAUUUUUCAUGACAUAUUUGAAAUAUUUUUUAUUGUAAACUCUUAUUAAUAGUUUUUCUUUUUUUAAUUUGUGAAUGGGACAUAUAAAACUAGUUUGCAGUGGAUUUUUUAUGACGUGCCCUCUAUGUAUGUUAAACUGCGAUCUCUUGUAGAAGACAGUAUACUUUCUUGUAUUACAGUAUGGUAAUAUAUUACACAUCAAUAAAGUUAAUAAAGCAAGUGAACAAUUGAA
Leptopilina boulardi is the source of this 2197-nucleotide messenger RNA. It is a transcript of the gene Rab1, whose product is annotated as ras-related protein Rab-1A. The record is from RefSeq and is a predicted model, not a curated record. Gene Ontology annotation, molecular function: GTPase activity; GTP binding. Lineage: Eukaryota; Metazoa; Arthropoda; Insecta; Hymenoptera; Figitidae. The transcript has 4 exons. Bases 189 to 824 code for a protein of 211 amino acids.